AUGUCUCUCAUGUCCCCUCUCCCCGUCUAUUCGUUCUCCCGCGAGACUACCUCGGCUGUGGAGACACAAGCUUGGAUUGAUGAAUCGUCAUCAGCAGCAUCCAUUUUGGAGAUGGACUACGACAGCGAUGACGACCUCGUUCAGGACGAUUUGGUCCCACCUGCAUAUUGCCAGGACUCAACUUCACCGCCUUACACUCCCGUUCCUACAACCACGCACCUGCAUGCGCUAGAUGCACCAGGUCAGACUCCUUACCUCGAAUCCAUAUCUGAAGACGACGACGACGACGACGAAUACGACGAUGACGACGCCACGCUCCAUGAGGAACCCUUGAUCGCCCCCGACGUACCUUUGAAUCAGUCGCGCGCAUCAAUUGAUUGUAGCUUGUUGGCAUUCGCUCCGUAUUUCGACGUAUCCUGUCUGGACGCCCUGGACGAUCUUCUCCUUUCUUCUCCAACGGACUCGUUUGCCAACGUGUGCUACGAACAAUCCAUCUACGAAGCUGACUGUAGCACAUCGGACACGGAACCUGGGAUGUCUGAGACGUCUUUCGCCGGCGAGGUUGAGCCUGAGACUCAACAAGAGGAAGUGGACACUCCAGCCAGGGUAGAUGAGACUUCCGAAGAUGCGGAACGUUGGAGGCCUACCCAUGCUGGCAUGGAUUCAUGGCAAACUCUCGCUGCGUUUUCAGAGUUCCACAAGGCAUUAGGAGCUGCGCCAGAUACCAACGAAGAGCCUAUCAAGUUAUCACCAAGGAUAGAGGCAUUUAUAAUGCCGACCUGGGAGGGGGACCAGGAGAUAAAGACGACCUCUCUCGACGACAUGCACGAUAUACAGACGGCACAACGGAUUCAAUUUACGAAUCUCCCAUGUGCCGCUAAGAGUACGCCGGCUUUGGAAAACCGAGCGUUGUACGAUACGAAUAUGUAUCCAUUUUCACGCACUCUCCCUGAUCCUACACAAUCAGUACAUUUCUUCCCCAAGUGGGCAGGGGAGCCGAUACGGAAAGAGCGAGGAGCUCUCAAAGGGUCGACAAACGCUGUCCUGCGCGGUCUAGCGGGGCUCCGAGCGCGUUCUGGGUUGUUCCGGUAA
Molecule: messenger RNA, 1092 nt
Organism: Fibroporia radiculosa
Lineage: Eukaryota; Fungi; Basidiomycota; Agaricomycetes; Polyporales; Fibroporiaceae
Exons: 3
Coding region: 1-1092 (363 amino acids)
Source: RefSeq, a predicted model, not a curated record